This is a messenger RNA of Rubroshorea leprosula, 1235 nucleotides long. The record is from the annotation of a GenBank genome assembly. NCBI's taxonomy places the organism in Eukaryota, Viridiplantae, Streptophyta, Magnoliopsida, Malvales, Dipterocarpaceae.
CAUCACUCCCUCACUCCCUCCCUCCCUCCCUCUAGGGUUCCUCUCAAGUUUCCGGUCCCCAGAGAUCUCCAAAUCCAAUCCAUUCCGAACUCGUUCUCUGCCCUGGGCUUGAUGGAUCAGAAGUAUGAGAAAGUUGAGAAGAUUGGUGAAGGAACCUACGGUGUGGUUUACAAGGCUCUUAACCGUGAAACCAAUGAAACGAUCGCUUUGAAGAAGAUCCGCUUGGAGCAGGAAGAUGAGGGUGUGCCUAGCACUGCCAUCAGAGAGAUUUCUCUCUUGAAAGAAAUGCAACAUGGAAACAUUGUUAAGUUGCAGGAUGUAGUGCAUAGCGAGAAGCGCUUGUAUCUGGUUUUCGAGUACCUCGACCUGGAUUUGAAGAAGCACAUGGAUUCGUGCCCAGAUUUUGGAAAUGAUCCACAAAUGAUAAAAACUUUCCUUUAUCAAAUUCUCCGUGGUAUCGCAUACUGUCAUUCGCACAGGGUUCUUCAUCGAGAUCUGAAACCACAAAAUUUAUUGAUAGAUCGUCGUACCAAUGCACUAAAGCUUGCUGAUUUUGGGCUGGCCAGAGCAUUCGGAAUUCCUGUUAGGACAUUUACGCAUGAGGUGGUUACACUGUGGUACAGAGCCCCUGAAAUACUGCUUGGAUCUCGCCAUUACUCAACUCCUGUUGAUGUGUGGUCAGUCGGUUGUAUAUUUGCUGAGAUGGUGAACCAGAAACCAUUAUUUCCAGGUGACUCUGAGAUUGACGAACUAUUCAAAAUCUUCAGAGUCUUGGGUACUCCAAAUGAGGAGACAUGGCCGGGAGUGACCUCACUGCCUGAUUUUAAAUCUGCUUUUCCUAAGUGGCCUUCUAAGGAUUUGGCAGCUGCUGUUCCAAAUCUUGAAUCAGCUGGCAUUGACCUACUGUCUAAAAUGCUCUGCAUGGAUCCCAGCAAAAGAAUCACAGCUAGAAGUGCUCUUCAGCAUGAAUACUUCAAGGAUAUUGAGAUUGUACCACCGUCUUCCUGAGGAGAAAUAUCUAUACUAAUGUGUACAAUUGUGUGGCUUUUGAUUGUGAGACAUAUGCAUUUUUGCCCUUUCCGUUUCAUUGCAAUUUUUCCUUAACAUCCAUGGAACAAAAUUCUUACCUGAUGAAACUGUUUCUUUGCAGUCAUCUCCAGUAAUCCAGUGUGUCUCAGCAAUAUAUUUCUCGUUUCUGUAUCUCGUAUAUAUAUAAGUGGCAUUUUUCAGCUUUA